This is a messenger RNA of Diabrotica balteata, 1659 nucleotides long. Lineage: Eukaryota; Metazoa; Arthropoda; Insecta; Coleoptera; Chrysomelidae. The record is from the annotation of a GenBank genome assembly.
AUGGAUCCAAUCCCUUCAAAAUCUAGGCAAAGUGGUUUUGAUGUCUAAGCGAGACGAGACGUUCGUGAAGCAACAAAGUAUAUCGAAACAGCGUUGGUUAUCGAUAAAGCAAUGUUCGACAAGAGAAACGGAAGCACCAGGAGUGAUGUCGUGCACGAUUCCAUCCAAGUGGCUAAUAUUGCUGACCUUUAUUUUAGGACGUUAAAUACCAGGGUAUCUGUAGUUUACGUGGAAACAUGGCAGGGAGCAAAUCAGGCAAUAAUUAAUCCAAACGAAGACAUCGGAAAAGCUUUAUCUAAUUUUAACGAUUACUCAGCCCGAAAACUGUUUAAAGUAGACAAAGACACAACCCAGCUUCUCACUGGUGAAGUUUUUGUUGGCGGUGAAGCUGGAAUGGCAGUACCUGCGACUGUUUGUACCUCUAAAUCCGUGGGAAUCAGCGUAGAUAUCAACACGUAUGAACCUCAUUUGCUAGCUGGAACGAUGGCGCAUAUGAUAGGACACAACAUCGGAAUGGGUCACGACGACGGAAGGGAGGAAUGUUCGUGCAGAGAUUGGCACGGCUGUAUAAUGGCGCAAGCCAUCGUUGGUCAGGACAACGUUCAACCGUAUAAAUUUUCAGAAUGCAGCAAAGAAGACUAUAUCGAUAGGUUAAGGACUGGAAACGGAAUAUGCCUUUUAAAUAAACCAAACGAGCUUGCAGAUCGCCGAACUUGCGGUAACAACAUAGUAGAAGACGGAGAAGAAUGCGAUUGCGGAAGCAUCGAAAACUGCCACAAAAACAAUCCUUGUUGUGAUCCAAUCACUUGUAAACUGACCAAAGAGGCGCAAUGUGCCGAUGGUGUCUGCUGUGAAGACUGUCAAUUAAAAGAGAGGGGUAUGGUGUGUCGAGAAUCUACGAACGAAUGUGACUUACCCGAGCACUGUACGGGUUUAUCGGGGGAAUGUCCAGUAGAUAUGUUUAAGAAAAAUGGAAGCCCUUGCGAAAGCGGUACGGGUCAAUGCUUCAAUGGGAUAUGUCCAACUUUAAGUGUGCAGUGCGAGCAUAUAUGGGGAUUAGGAGGAAUUGAAGCGGACCCACAGUGCUUUGAACAAUUUAAUUCAAAGGGUUCAAUCAACGGUCAUUGCGGAAGUGACAGUAAUGGUAGAUUCGUUAAGUGUUCGUUAGAUAACGUGAAAUGCGGCUCGUUGCAAUGCCAGUUAGGAAACAGAUAUCCAGUAGUAGAAGGAUUGGACCAACCGCAAGAUCAUUCUAGGACUAUCAUAUCUAUCAAAGGUCAUGAAUACGAAUGCAAGACAACGGCUGGACGAAAGGACGUAAAUAAUCCGAAGACUUCCGAUCUAACGUAUUUGGGACUAGUCAGAGAUGGUACACCGUGUGGGGAAAACCUCAUUUGCCUUAACCAGACCUGCACUAGUAUAUUUCCCUACGUGAAACAAGAAAAAUGUCCUUCGAACCAACCCAUUAACGAGUGCUCUGGACAUGGGGUUUGCACCAACCAAAAUAAGUGCUACUGUGAUUCCGGUUGGACCGGCACUGAUUGCUCAAUUCAAGCAGAAAUGACUGAAACACCGCAUGCUACAACCACUCCAGACCUACAACCUACAAAUCUUCAAGACCAAAUGCAAAAGAAAGAGACCCCCUACGGUACGUCAUAG